AUGCCCAAUUCACGCUCUACGCCCAACAUCUACUCUUCCGACCGUGCCAGGAACACCCUCUCCCCCCAGCGUCGUGACCCGGAGGUCUCCUCUCUCUUCUCCAGUGACAAGGACUUCACUCACGUCCCCCGUCAGUAUCACCACUCUCCCCUACGCCAGAACGAUCACUCCGGGAUGGCGGCCAGCGCCUCACUGGCCUCCCGCUACGAAGCCUCUCUCUCCUCGACCAGGACGGGCAACAAGGUGAUGACGCCGGCUGAGUUUGAGAGAUACCAACAACAGCAGGCCCAGAGACCUCCCAGCGAACCCAGUUCUGACGAGGAAGACGAGGUGGAGAGUGAAGACGACGAGGAUGAAACCGAAAAGAGGAGACAGGCCGCCGCACAGAGGCAGAAGCAGGAAGCUCACCUGUCCGUUUACCGGCAGCAGAUGAUGAAGAUCACAGGCGAACAGAAGAAGGCCUCGACCACCAAUGAUGCUGCCGCUAGCUCGGAUUCUGUCACAGGUCUCGGCGCCGCCAACCCGAACCGCAGGUCGGUCCUCGACCCCAUGGAGGCGGCCAACAACACUACAGCAUCGACCUCUCCCGGUAUAUCUCCAGGCCUCUCUCCAGGAAUUGGCCCAUCGAAACUCUCACCCUCUGAGGGCGAGGAGGACGACGAUGUGCCUCUCGGCAUCCUCGCUGCCCAUGGCUUCCCACACCGCAAUCGCCCUCCGUCUCAUCUCGCCGUGUCACAUUCUAAUCCCAACCUCAACGCCUCCUUCCAAUCCGGAUCAGCUUCGAUUGCUGGCAUGCAGGACGGCCAGUCCAAACGAAGCACCCUCCCUGUUUUCGCUCGAAACCUGCCUAAAGACCCCUACUACGGCUCCAGUCUUGUCAACCCGUCACACCGUGAGUCUCUUGCUCUCGGCGGUGGCAUUCCGGGCGUGAACCUCAAUACAGUAAACCUAGGACCGCCCGGUCUUCCUCCAGGCGGCCUUGUAGGUGUCAUCGCGUCCGAAGAACGAGCCCGCGCAAUGCGUCGUGGCAGUCCCAACGCGCAGGGUGGAUAUGACAUGUCCACGCCGCAGGUUCACACCAAUUUCCUCGCUCCGCAACCCCAGAUGCAGAUGGGCGGCCUGCUGGGACAACUCCAGCAACACCAGCAGGCCCAAGCUGGCCUGAUGAGCGGCAUGCAUAACAAUGGUCUAGUUGGACAAGCCGGAACUGUCAAUCCACACAAUCACCAUCACCCGUUCCCCCAGGCCGGCAGUGUCGGCGGUCCCGCCGACCAAACUCAGAUGCAAGUCUCACAACAAAUGACAAAUAUGAUGCAGAUGCAGAUGCAAUGGAUGCAACAGAUGAUGCAAAUGCAAGGCGCACAGGGCCAGGCGCCAAAUCCCGAGCCUGAAUGCAAGCGCGUCCUCCCUCCUACAGCCACCGAACCCGAGCCAGAGGGCGGUUCUUCGGAUGGGUUUCCAGUCCAUCUUCAGUUUCGCGGACCACCACAGGUCGACCACCGAACGCUCAGCAUGCUCGACCCGUCCUCGGCCACCGCCGCAUGGGCCGGCGGCCAUACGCCAGCAAACCGCGCUUCGUUCCUGAUGACGCCAGAUAUGGGCGGCCCUUCUCUCGGCAUGGCACCAGGCUACGCCCCUUCCGUCGCACCCUCGGAGCGUAGCAACAUUGGCGCAGCGUCGAGAUACCGCCCCGUAUCGACGAUCGCACCACAGGCCAACGGGGCCCAUCGCUCGUCAACCUUCACUGCCACGACGUUGCGGCCAUGGGCGGAAGAGCGACCGGCGCCCCUGGUCCAGUCAGCCGCGAACAAGUCGAACACAAAUCUCAGCACCAUGACCCCCUCGACGACAGAGACGACUCCCACAGUCCGUCCUGUCAGCUCCAUGUUCCGUCGUCUGUCGCCCAUGCUAGGUGGAAGCAGCGGUCGCACCUCCGUAGCCGGCAUGCCAAACUCCGGCCCAGGCGACGAGGACGACGACGAGCAAGGAUGGGCUGAGAUGAUGAAGAAUCGCGAAAAGAAAAAGACUGGCUGGAAGUUCAGACGUCAUGGCGGCGAGAACUCGGGUUCCCUGGGCGACUACGUUCAUCCCACCGCGAUAUAA
Messenger RNA from Microsporum canis CBS 113480, 2103 nucleotides. RefSeq lists its product as hypothetical. The coding region runs from base 1 to 2103 and encodes 700 amino acids. The transcript has a single exon. NCBI's taxonomy places the organism in Eukaryota, Fungi, Ascomycota, Eurotiomycetes, Onygenales, Arthrodermataceae. The record is from RefSeq and is a predicted model, not a curated record.